GAGAAAUUGAAGUCAACGUUGUUAGUCAGCUAAAUACCAAAAAAGCUCAUGGGUCCAGAAAAGUCGAUGUCAAUUGGAAGUGUAUUUUCCAGGAAAUUAAGAUUUCAUCUCUUCCUUCCCAAAAGCUUAAAAGAAGAAGAAGAAGAAGAAGAAGAAUAAGGAGUAGGGUAAGCACCUGACCUGCUGCUGCUGCAAAAGAAAGAGAAAUGGCAGGUACAUGGGUUGAAGAGGAUAUCCGGGUGAGAGAGGAGCUGAUCAAGAAAGCAUGUUCAAUGGCAAUGAAAGCCCACAGAAAUCCAGAUAAGCAAUAUCUUUCUGAAAAGACUCGAAAUUCAUCAGAUAUUGUUUUUGCCUUUCCAGGAUCUUGGUCUGCAAAUGAAUGGUUUACUCAUAAACCUUUUGGUGAAACCACCAUAGAUCGAACUCAAUUUCCGUCUCUGAGAAGCAUCGGUAAAGAUGAAGAUUCAAUUGUUAAUGAAGCCUUCUUGGCAAGAUUCCAAUUAACUUUCGCAAAUCGUUCUCUGCAAAACGAGGUGGAUAAGGCUGUGAAGGAAAGGAAGCAGGUAGUGUUUACAGGGCACUCCUCAGGAGGUGCUAUUGCAAUUCUAAUGACAGUCCAGUUCUUGGAGACAUACCAAAAACCAGACAUCACCAAGUUGUCUCCUCUCUGUGUAACCUUUGGAUCUCCUCUUGUCGGUGAUCGGAUAUUCAACCAUGCUCUUGGCCGAGAAAACUGGACAAGACACUUCAUUCACUUUGUCAUGAAAUAUGAUAUUAUCCCUCGUGUUAUGCUUGCUCCUCGUACUUCCAUAAUGCCACUAAUGCAACAGAUCCUUCAUCUCUUAAACCCGAGAUCCUCACUUUUGUUGCAGGGAGCUCUACAGGAAGCUUCAGCUUUCUACUUCACUGUGAUGAAAAAUGCCUCUUCAGUUGCAAGCCAUGCUGCUUGUCAACUAAUGGGAAACACAAACCCAUUGCUAGAAACCUUGUCAAGCUUCAUUAUGUUAAGCCCUUACAGACCUUUUGGGACAUAUAUCUUCUGUACUGGAAAUGGGAAGCUGGUAGGCAUGAAGAACCCAGAUGCCAUUCUGCAACUCCUAUUUUAUUCUUCUCAGUUUAUUUCUGACACAGAAGGUCUGGAGGUUGCCCAUAGAAGCCUCAAAGACCACCAGAUUUAUCAAACUGAGCUUCAAGGAAACUGGGUAGUGAGCUAUUUAGAUAAUCUCGAUAUGCUUCCAUUGUCAUCCGAUGGAACAAACCCAGAGACCAUGGCGACUAACAUGGUCUUGAAUGACCUCAACCAGAGCACAAGAGCCAGACUCUGUCUUCGUGCUGCUGGAGUGGCAGAGAAACAAAAACUGGAAAACCAGAAGAAAAGAGCUGAUACCAUAGAAGAUACUAAAAAAGAACUAGCCGAUCUUGAGAAGUACAGAACCAUGUGUGAGGUACGCAAAAUUGGUUAUUAUGAUGCCUUCAAGAUGCAAAACAGUACAGAUGACUUCAAAGCAAAUAUUGGGAGACUCAAACUAACAGGAAUUUGGGAUGAGACCAUUGAAAUGUUGAAAAAGUAUGAACUCCCUGAUGGAUUUGAGGGGCAAAAACAUUGGAUUGAGUUAGGAACCUUGUAUCGCAGACUAGUUGAGCCUUUGGAUAUUGCAAAUUAUUAUCGGCAUUUGAAGAAUGAAGACACAGGCCCGUACAUGAUGAAUGCAAGACCAAAGCGGUACAGAUACACUCAGCGAUGGCUGGAGCAUGCGCAAGGGAUGAAGGCUGGUUCCUGUCGGGAAUCCUGUUUCUGGGCAGAGAUUGAGGAGCUUAGUAGAAUUUAUAAAUUAGAAUCAUUUGAAGCUAUUAGAGAGAGGCUUUACUUCCUAGAAAGCGAGCUAAAGAAAUGGAUUGAUAGUGGAUUGAUAAGUAAAGAUCUGUUGCUAGAGGAGUCAACGUUUGUCAAGUGGUGGAUAACACUCCCUGUCCAACAUAAGUCAGUAUCUUGCAUAAGAGGGUUCAUUCCUAAUCAACAGUGAAAAAAUUUCAGUUAUUAUCAAAGAGAGUUACUUGGUUAUGCUCUACCAGACAAUGCUUCCAGCUUGCUUUUAUAAGUAGUAAUGAUGAUCUCUAGCUUUUUGUACUCAAA
Messenger RNA from Carica papaya (papaya), 2134 nucleotides. Its product is annotated as protein EDS1L-like. The record is from RefSeq and is a predicted model, not a curated record. NCBI's taxonomy places the organism in Eukaryota, Viridiplantae, Streptophyta, Magnoliopsida, Brassicales, Caricaceae. Gene Ontology annotation, biological process: defense response; lipid metabolic process.